AUGAUGGUCCUCCAAGGUGUGGUCCUCUUGAUGAGGCUCCUCGCUUGCCAUGCCAAACCCGAGGGCUGCUUCCCGCUCAAGGCGUGCCAGUCGUUGGGACUUCGCGAAACGGGAGUGGAAACCCGACGCCGCGCGAGUGACAUCAUUUUCCCCGCCGCUUAUAAGCCCCCCGGGGCAGACUCCCAAGGAAUCCGUUUGGGGAGAGUUUUCCGACGUGAGGCGGGAAGCCAAAGGCUCCGGGACGGAGAGAGUUCCCCGCGCGCUGCUUGGGGCAUGGGCCGCUCCAAGAAGAGCUCUCCAGCCCCGACGGAGGGCUGGGAGUUGGAUGGGGCGGGCGAGGUCCCCCCUCCGCCGCCUCCGCCGCCCUCUCCCCCGCGUCCCAAAAGCGGCUACCCGCAGAAGAACGCGGAGACGCUGAGCAGCCAGUACGGGCUGCACCUCUUCCUGGCGGGGCUGCUGGUGAUGCUGGCCUGGGCCGUGCACGCCGUCGGCGCCUCCAAGGCUGCCGUCUUCGCCUAUCUCAUCACCCUGAUGCUGCUCCAGGUGCUCUGGAUGGCCUGGUACAUCUGCCGCCGAAACACCCAGAAGAGGCUCAUCCAGGGCAAGGACACCCACGCCGGAGCCCGGUGGCUGAAGUGUGCAAUUACUUUGUUUGCGUUGAUUACUUUAAUCAUGGAUUCUUUCAAGAUUGGAUUCUUCAUUGGAUAUUCAAAUUGCUUAUCUGUGACAGAAGGAAUUUUCCCAGUCACGCAUGCAGUGCAUACACUACUGCAGGUGUACUUCUUAUGGUGCCAUGCCAAGGAUAUUAUCCAGUCAUUCAAAACACUAGAGAGGUUUGGAGUGAUCCAUUCGGUAUUUACAAAUCUUCUUUUGUGGACAAAUGGUGUACUAACAGAAUCAAAGCAUCAACUUAAUAAUCACAAAGAAAGAUUAAUUACUCUUGGAUUUCGAAACAUAUCAAUAGAAUUGGAUGACCAUGAGCCAAAUUGUAAUUGUAGCAUCCAAGGCCUCUGUUCCAUAUUUUCUCAAGGAAUAUACUACUUAUACCCCUUCAACAUUGAAUAUCAUAUUUUAGCAUCCACAGUUCUCUAUGUGCUCUGGAAGAAUAUUGGACGCAACAUUGAACACCUUCACCAACACAAGAUGUCUUUUAAGUUUCAAGGCAAAACAAUGGGCACUAUUUUGGGACUAGCUGUGUUCAUUACAACUAUAGCAAUUGUUGUUGUCUAUUUGAUUCAGAUUGGCCGUUCAAAAAUAAAGAGUGAAUCAGCACUUCAGAUGUUUUAUUUGUAUGCUAUCACCGUAUUGACACUCAUGUGUGUAGCUGGGAUAGUUGCUCUUCUGAUUUACAGAUAUGAAAACAAAUCACUGGAUGUUUCAAAAAAUCCAGCUAGGAAACUUGAUGCAGACUUACUGGUUGGAACAGCUUCGGGAUCCUGGCUUCUUUCUUGGGGUUCCAUUCUUGCAAUUAUCCUUGCUGAAACCCAUCCCGCCUACACAUGGUUCAAUCUGCCCUAUUCCAUUCUUGUUAUAAUUGAGAAAUAUAUUCAGAACCUCUUCAUCAUUGAAUCCAUACACCGUGAACACGAAAAGGUCAACGAUGACAUUAAAACACUCCGGAUUGCUACGGUAUCCAAUGGAAGCACUUUGUCCCCAGCUCCUUCCUACAAAGAAAUAUAUAAUGGGACCAGUGGCAUUGACAAUGGCACGUUACCACAAGUGGUCAAUGGAAAUUGUAUUUUGCCGGAGAGCAAUGGAAGCGGUUCUUUGGAUGAAGAAAAAAGUGACAACGGUGUGCCAGUCACUCCCUCUACCUCUGAUUUCUCACUUCACAGCAGAAAACAGCCUAUCAGCAACAAAAGAACCAUCCUGAUGAAUAUCGCUGCAUUUUUGUUGUUGUGUAAUCUCUCACUUUGGAUUCCACCAGCUUUCGGCUGCCGCCCUGAAUAUGACAAUGGAUUGGAAGAAAUGGUUUUUGGAUUCGAACCUUGGAUUAUUGUUGUUAACCUUGCAAUGCCCUUUUCGAUUUUCUAUCGGAUGCACUCAGCAGCCGCCCUUUUUGAGGUCAGUUGCAAAACAUGACGUUCGUGAAUACAGUACUGUGGAUGGAUGAGAAGUUGCCAGGACAGAUAUUUUAUCAAAAUAGAGUGUGCAAUCGUUUGAAUGGAGAGAAAAUGAAGAUGAUAAAGACAUUCAUUGCAUGGAACACGUCAUACCUCAUCAG
Anolis sagrei ordinatus is the source of this 2224-nucleotide messenger RNA. The record is from RefSeq and is a predicted model, not a curated record. Lineage: Eukaryota; Metazoa; Chordata; Lepidosauria; Squamata; Anolidae.